This is a messenger RNA of Akanthomyces muscarius, 3225 nucleotides long. RefSeq lists its product as uncharacterized. The coding region runs from base 1 to 3225 and encodes 1074 amino acids. The record is from RefSeq and is a predicted model, not a curated record. Gene Ontology annotation, molecular function: ATP binding; ATP hydrolysis activity; ATP-dependent protein folding chaperone. Gene Ontology annotation, cellular component: plasma membrane; cytosol; perinuclear region of cytoplasm. Gene Ontology annotation, biological process: cellular response to heat; protein stabilization; protein folding. Lineage: Eukaryota; Fungi; Ascomycota; Sordariomycetes; Hypocreales; Cordycipitaceae. The transcript is spliced from 7 exons.
AUGCGGCCUUUGUCGCACCCGUCCCAUCCUAUUUCCUCAACACAACUUCGCGCCGAUGCAUCGCGGCUGCGACAGCGGCGGUGCAUGAGGCACUUUGGCAUGAUGCAGGUGGUGAGACGGGUGCAGGAUGGACUCGGUGUGGCAAUUGGCUUCUGCGACACGGUCACAGGGCGCCCGCUCUCGACGAUAUUGCCCAAGGAGCUGGCGCCGGUAAUACAGACUGUGACCGGCCAAGGUCCUUCCUCAUAUAUACAGAGCCGCGGCUUUCGACCACCAGCACCACAUUCCGCGCCCUGGCAUGUAGCGUCGCCAUCGCCUCCGACGACCGACCUCAAGGCCCCGAAUCCUCCACCCGAGCAGCUGCGCGCCGUCAUGCGUCUCCUGUCACAGUCUGUCGUCGUAUGCACCUCUGCCGGGCACGAUAAUACCCCCCGUGCGAUGACCAUGUCAUCGUUUACGUCACUGACGCUGAAGCCCAAACCCGUCAUUACUUUCAACGUGGCGACGCCGAGCCGCACUCUCGACUCAAUACAGGCCAGCCGUGGAUUCAAUAUACAUGUACUAUCAGGAGACUCUAGUGGUGCGGCUGUGGCGGAUCACUUUACGCGAGGCAACGUUGGGGGCGACAUCUUCGCGGGACUGAACACUGUGGUCCUGGAGCAGAGUGUGGGCAAUGCUUCGCCGCCACUGUUACGGGGAGAAGGCGUGGUGCACGUGCUUCGUUGCAAGCUGCUGGAUGACGAGCCGUCAAGAGGGCUCAUCAAGGUGCGGGACCAUAUGAUUGUGGUGGCCGAGGUGGUGGAAAUGAUACCAGGCGUAGAGAGCAACGAAUUUGGGCUCGCCUAUGCAGACCGCAAAUACAGACAGUGGACGUUGUUUGCUCGUUGCAAUGCCGUCUCAACUGACCCGAUGUGGCUCUCGAUCUUUUUCCUCUCCUCCGACUCUUUUUCCUCUUGGACCUUUCCUCUCCUCUCUUCAUCAACCCUUUUUACAUACCACAUCUUCCCCUUUACCUCUGUGCUGAAAGUUCUUUGGACAUAUCAACGUCUAGAGCUUCGCAUCUACUCUUUUCCCUUUCCAUUAAAAGCGUCUAGAAUCACAAACCCUUUGAUACCCUUCACAAUGGCUGAGACUUUCGAGUUCCAGGCUGAGAUCUCUCAGCUUCUCUCCCUCAUCAUCAACACCGUCUACUCCAACAAGGAGAUUUUCCUGAGAGAACUUGUCUCCAACGCCUCCGAUGCUCUCGACAAGGUCCGCUACAAGGCGCUCUCUGACCCUAGCCAGCUCGACUCUGGCAAGGAUCUGCGCAUCGACAUCAUCCCCAACAAGGAGGCCAAGACUCUUACCAUCCGCGAUACCGGUAUUGGUAUGACCAAAGCUGACCUUGUCAACAACCUGGGUACGAUUGCCCGCUCCGGCACCAAGCAGUUCAUGGAGGCCCUCACCGCUGGUGCCGAUGUCUCCAUGAUCGGUCAGUUCGGUGUUGGUUUCUACUCUGCCUACCUCGUCGCCGACCAGGUUCGCGUUAUCUCCAAGCACAACGACGACGAGCAGUACGUAUGGGAGUCUUCUGCCGGUGGUACCUUCAACAUCACCGCCGACACCGAGGGCGAGCAGCUCGGCCGCGGUACCGCCAUUGUCCUCCACCUCAAGGACGAGCAGGCCGACUACCUCAACGAGUCCAAGAUCAAGGAGGUCAUCAAGAAGCACUCCGAGUUCAUCUCCUACCCUAUCUACCUCCACGUCACCAAGGAGACCGAGAAGGAGGUUCCCGAUGAGGACGCCGAGGAGGUUGAGGAGGUUGACGAUGACAAGAAGCCCAAGGUCGAGGAGGUCGACGACGAGGAGGAGGAGAAGAAGAAGAAGACCAAGACCAUCAAGGAGACCAAGGUUGAGGAGGAGGAGCUCAACAAGCAGAAGCCCAUCUGGACUCGCAACCCCCAGGACAUCAGCCAGGAGGAGUACGCUUCGUUCUACAAGUCGCUCUCCAACGACUGGGAGGACCACCUCGGUGUCAAGCACUUCUCCGUCGAGGGUCAGCUCGAGUUCCGCGCUAUCCUCUACGUUCCCAAGCGUGCUCCCUUCGACCUCUUCGAGACCAAGAAGACCAAGAACAACAUCAAGCUCUACGUCCGCCGUGUCUUCAUCACUGACGAUGCUACUGAGCUCAUUCCUGAGUGGCUCUCCUUCGUCAAGGGUGUCGUCGACUCUGAGGAUCUUCCCCUCAACCUGUCUCGUGAGACCCUUCAGCAGAACAAGAUCAUGAAGGUCAUCAAGAAGAACAUUGUCAAGAAGUCUCUUGAGCUCUUCCAGGAGAUUGCUGAGGACAAGGAGCAGUUCGACAAGUUCUACAGCGCCUUCUCCAAGAACCUCAAGCUUGGUAUCCACGAGGACUCCCAGAACCGCACCAUCCUCGCCAAGCUCCUCCGCUUCAACUCCACCAAGUCUGGUGAUGAGAUGACCUCUCUCACCGACUACGUCACCCGCAUGCCUGAGCACCAGCAGAACAUGUACUACAUCACUGGCGAGUCCAUCAAGGCCGUCUCCAAGUCCCCCUUCCUUGACACCCUCAAGGAGAAGGGCUUCGAGGUUCUCUUCCUUGUCGACCCCAUUGACGAGUACGCCAUGACUCAGCUCAAGGAGUUUGAGGGCAAGAAGCUCGUUGACAUCACCAAGGACUUCGAGCUCGAGGAGACUGAGGAUGAGAAGAAGGCUCGUGAGGCUGAGGAGAAGGAGUUCGAGGAGCUUGCCAAGGCCCUCAAGAACGUUCUCGGCGAGAAGGUCGAGAAGGUUGUCGUCUCCCAGAAGCUCGGCCUCUCCCCCUGCGCCAUCCGUACCGGCCAGUUCGGUUGGUCCGCCAACAUGGAGCGUAUCAUGAAGGCUCAGGCUCUCCGUGACACCUCCAUGUCCAGCUACAUGUCCUCCAAGAAGACUUUCGAGAUCUCUCCCAAGUCUCCCAUCAUCAAGGAGCUCAAGUCCAAGGUUGAGGCUGACGGCGAGAACGACCGCACCGUCAAGUCCAUUGUCCAGCUCCUCUUCGAGACCUCCCUGCUUGUCUCUGGCUUCACCAUUGAGGAGCCUGCCGGUUUCGCUGAGCGUAUCCACAAGCUCGUUCAGCUCGGCCUCAACAUUGAGGAGGAUGACUCUGCUCCUACUGAGGCUGUUGCCGAUGCUGGCGCCCCUGCUGCUGCCGCUGGUGACAGCGCCAUGGAGGAGGUUGACUAG